Messenger RNA from Pristis pectinata (smalltooth sawfish), 3113 nucleotides. RefSeq names its product SEC22 homolog A, vesicle trafficking protein (gene sec22a). The transcript has 8 exons. NCBI's taxonomy places the organism in Eukaryota, Metazoa, Chordata, Chondrichthyes, Rhinopristiformes, Pristidae. Bases 390 to 1301 code for a protein of 303 amino acids. Gene Ontology annotation, biological process: endoplasmic reticulum to Golgi vesicle-mediated transport. The record is from RefSeq and is a predicted model, not a curated record.
UGCGCGGAGCCGUCCCUCUGAGGCAGCGGGAGCGCGCAUCUGUGGCCGGAGGGAGGAGGUGGGUCUGUGGGGUCCGAGCGACGCCGCGCCCGGUGACCGGCUGACCACUCCUUCCCCGGGGGGGGGGGCAGGCGGGCAACCGCCACAGAUACCCGGUCCGGUCGCAGCCGGUUGCUGGGGUAACGUCAAGGCCUCGGCCGAGCGGCCCGUUGCCCCGGGAAGCCUCGGAUCGGCCCCGGCGCUGCCCGACCGGCGGAGGAGCCACUGGGUAUUGUCCAACUUGUGGAGCAGUCGGAUAAUACCUGCAAAAUGCAGCAAUUUCAACUUUUGUACUGUCAAAUCAUCAACACUGCUGAGACAGCUACUUCACAUCCCAGGGGCUGUCGGAAAUGUCCAUGGUCCUGUUUGCUUCAGUGGUGCGUGUUCGAGAUGGCCUUCCACUUUCUGCUUCAACAGAUUAUGAACACAAUAAAGGAGUACAGGAGAGCAAGAAGCAUCUUAAAGUGCUGUCAAAAAAACUAGGCCAUCUGCCCGAUCGAUGUACUCUGAAAGAUGUACCCUACAAUAUACAUUUUAUAAGUUCAUUAGGAGUGGGGUAUAUGAUGAUCUGCUCUGAAAAUUACCCAAAUGUGCUCGCUUUCUGUUUCUUGGAUGAACUACAACGAGAAUUCAUUACUUUAUAUGAUACAAUGAGGAUUAACACUGCUGUCAGACCAUACUCCUUCAUCGAAUUUGAUAAUUUUAUCCAAAAGACUAAGCAGAGGUUUAAUAAUCCCCGAUCGUUAUCUACGAAGAUAAACCUUGCUGACAUGCAGACAGAGAUCAAAUUGAGACCAGCCCAUCAGCUUACAGUACAUGAUCUUGGAACAGCAAAUGGAAACCUACAUCCACGUUCUUCCCCCUACAAGGGGAUAGCUCCAAAUCAGCGACUGGAACCAGUGAAGCUGCCAGGAAUUAUAUCUUGUUUACUAAGUCUGCUCUGUGCAGCUUUAAAUCUAAUCCGUGGAUUUCAUGCAAUGGAAAAUUUAUUUCAGGACGAUGAGGAGGAAUUGAAUACUGUCGCUGUGUUUUUCAUUGGUACUGCUGCAUGUUUGUAUCAGUGUUACCUGUUGGCAUGCUACAGUGGACAGAGGGAUUUGAAAUCAUUCCUGAUGUUUGGUUUAGUUUGUCUUUGUAAUCUGUAUCUGCAUGAACAUCGUAAUACCUGGCAGAUUCUGUUUCACGUGGCAGUGGCUGCAUUUUCAACUCUGCAGACAAGGAUGAGACAACCACAAGGAAAGGCCCCCGACUACAAUGUCUGAGAGUCUGACUACAGAGAGUGGUUCUGCAGAAAGCACAGAAUGACGUGGGACAAAGAGCCCGAAAUAAGUGCAUCCAUUAUGGGCCAAAUGAGGAAACGUACUUGACUUCUUCAGAAACAUUGUGGCACAAUGCUGACACUCAAAGCUACUAAUCAAGAUUGUGAAGAUGAAUUUCUGCUGUCAGAUCCUUAAUGUGUCAUUGCCGCAAUGUUUGCGGGAGCCUAUGUGGGCGCUAGAUGUGAGGCUGGAAAAUGCCUGGAUAUCUUGUUGGUUGUUUGGAUUUAAUUGUUCUGAGACUUUUUUGUGGAAUUUUUAUUUCUUUUUAUUUAAAGUUCAUUUCUCUUCUGUUCAGAAGGUAAUGAUUUGUACUUCGAAUGCAGAGUACAUGCAGUAAAGUCACAAGACUCUGCUUUCAUGUCCAACUUUAUAGUCUUGACCAGGUAAUUUGAAUUGACACUCCCAAUACAGGACUGAGGAGGUGCUGCACCACCAUGCACUGCGCCUUCGGAUGUUCACGAGAUCCAUGCCACUGUGUGGAUGGAAGUCAGAAUUCUCCCCAUACUUCUCAUUAGUAUUUAUAUUUCACCAAAUACUUUUUAACCAAAAAAUACUACAUCUGGUCAUUUAUUAUGCAGAAAUUUGACUGCUCUGUUUCCUGCAUUACAAUAGCGACGACUUUUUUUUUGCCCCAAAGUACUUCAUCUGUUGUAAAACUUCCAGGCAACUUGCGAUGGUAAAGUAUUAAAACAGAAAAUGCUGGAAGCAUCGAGCAGGAGAGAGCGCCUUCUGUGUUCUUCAACCUGAAAUGUUAGCUGUUUCUACAGAUGCUGCCUUUCCUGCUGAGUGUUUCCAGCACUUUUUACUUUUAUUUCAGAUUUCCUGCAUCUGUAGAUUUGUGAUUUUCAUUUACAGUGAUUGAGAGGUGCUUUGUAAAUGUAGUUCCUUUAAUGCUGUGGGAAUAGAUCAUUGGCAGUCUCUAUCAGCAUCUGUUUCUGCAUGUGCACUUUCCAUUAGGGUUUCCUGAUAGCAACCGGGAAAGUUGCUCUUCUUGAAUUUCCCUAGGUUAUUCCCUCAUUUUAAAUUUCCUCCCCUUUCCUCUUUCCCCCAAAUCCACAGAAGCAAUUGGACCUGUUGCCAGCAAAAAAAAACAAACCACUGAAGGAACUCAGCGGGUCAGGCGGCAGACGUGGAGGCAGAGGGAUGGUCAACUUUUUGGGUCAAGACCCUGCAUCAGGACUGUUGCCAGGCCUCCUUGUCGGUGCCAUUCUGUAACACAAAGCAGCAGAAGAUGCUGCAAAUACUUCGCAGACAGGCAGUAUCUAUGGAGAGAAAAUCAGCAUUAAUGUUCAAAAUGCUAAUUUCGAUGAAAGUUCAUCAAAGUUCAGGUUCUCUUCCACAGAUGCUGCCUGGCCUGGGAUUUCCAGCAUCGAUCUUCAUUUCAGAUUUUCCAGCAUUUGCGGUGUUUAGGGCCUUUUUAAAACUAACUAUAAAGGGAGUUGAAUACAAGUGUUUACCUUACCAAUUUUAUUUUCAACUGUACCUUAUCAAUUUUAUUUUCAGCUGUUUUGUAACUAGACUGGCUAUGUCUGGGAAUUCCAACUAGUGAGAAAAUGCAAGAAUGAAUUUUCUUGCUUCCAGGCCAUACUUCAGUGUCACACUGCUGCCUUUUGGGAUCUGAAUAUUUUCCCAGUUAGGUUUGUGACAUCUCUUUUAUGAAAAUUAUUAACAUAUGCAAAUAUCUAUAUACAUUAUGUGACUGUGUUCCAACAUUUUGUAGACAAUUGGUAAGAAAUAAAAUAUGUAAUGCAUAUA